AUGUCGGCCUGCCUACCGUUGAUCCAAGCCAGCCGUGCUAUCGGCAGCGUGAUCAGCACGGGUGACGUUGUGAUUUACGAAUCUACUGUUUAUCCCGGUGCCACAGAAGAAGUGUGUAUCCCUGAAAUUGAGGCGGUUUCGGGGCUUACUUUUAACGUGGACUUUUUUGCCGGCUAUAGUCCGGAGCGGAUUAACCCCGGCGAUAAAACCCACCGGAUAGUGAACAUUGUCAAGGUAACGUCUGGCUCCACACCUGAUGUGGCAGAUUUCGUUGAUCAGCUCUAUGCCAGCAUCAUCACGCAAGCGCGCACUCAUAAAGCAUCGAGCAUUCGAGUCGCUGAGGCGGCGAAAGUGAUUGAAAAUACACAGCGUGAUCUCAACAUUGCGUUGAUCAAUGAACUGGCAAUGAUUUUUGAACGCCUGGACAUCGAUACUGAAGAAGUUUUGCAGGCAGCGGGCACCAAGUGGAACUUUCUGCCUUUCAGACCCGGAUUGGUGGGUGGGCAUUGUAUCGGUGUGGACCCCUACUACCUCACCUACAAGGCUCAAGCCUGCGGCUACCACCCCGAGGUCAUCCUCGCGGGCAGACGUAUCAACGAUCAAAUGGGUGAAUACAUCGCGGGUCGCGUGAUCAAACUGAUGGCCAAAAAGUCGAUCAACCCGGUUGGCGCAAAAGUUCUGGUGCUUGGACUGGCUUUCAAAGAGAACUGUCCAGAUAUCCGCAACACUAAGGUUAUUGAUCUGAUCGGCGCAUUAGGCGAAUACAACGUAGAUAUCGAUGUCUACGACCCCUGGGUUGAUGACGCGGAAGCACAGCAGGCAUACGAUCUUAAGAUGACUGAUACCCUCACGCCAGCACAUUACGAUGAGGUUAUCCUGGCGGUCGCUCACGAAGAAUUCCAGCGUAUGGGUGUUGAAGGGAAGACUUUAGUGCGCGUGCUGAUCACCGGUGUUGCAGGUUUUAUCGGGUCCACUACUGCGCACAGGCUGUUGGAGCGAGGUGACGAAGUUAUUGGUAUUGACGAUCUUAAUGAUUAUUACGACGUCAAUUUGAAGAAAGCACGCCUUGCGCGCCUGCGUGAAAAGCCAGGCUUCAGUUUUCACAAACUUGAUAUUGCAGAUGCCACAGCGUUUAAACAAGUCUAUCAAUCCGCCGCACCGCAGCGGAUCGUUCAUUUGGCAGCUCAAGCCGGCGUUCGCUACAGUCUUGAGAACCCGCAAGCUUAUAUUGAUGCCAAUAUUACCGGCUUUUUAAAUGUGCUUGAGGCCGCGCGCCACAUUGGUAGUGAGCAUCUGGUUUUUGCCUCGACCUCUUCAGUUUAUGGCUCUCAUACGAAUAUGCCAUUCUCGGUUCAUGACGGCGUGGAUCAUCCUGUUUCACUGUAUGCGGCGACCAAAAAAAGUAAUGAGCUGAUGGCGCAUACCUAUGCGCAUCUGUUUGAUCUGCCAGUUACCGGAUUGCGCUUUUUUACCGUUUACGGCCCCUGGGGUCGACCGGAUAUGGCUGAUGAGGCCUGGAAUCCGGCAAAGCCAGACCCGGCCACUUCAAAGGAUGCCCUGGGUAUUAAAGCAAUACGUAAUUUAAUGCCUCUGCAGCCGGGUGAUGUGCCGGAUACAGCUGCGGACGUGAGUGACCUCGUCCAUGACAUGGGCUAUCAGCCGCAGACUCAGAUAGCCUAUAUGCAGCAAGACAAAGAUCAAACUAUUCUGGUGACCGGGGGUGCCGGCUACAUUGGCUCACACAUGUGUGUGGAGCUCCUGCAGGCCGGGCAUAACGUGCUUGUGCUGGAUGACUUGUCAAACUCCAGCGAAAAAAGUCUGCAGGCGGUUGAGCGUAUCACCCAGAAGUCUCUGUCGUUUGUGCAAGGAGAUAUACGCGAUGCAGAUUUACUGAAAAACCUGUUUGCUGAAAAUAAUAUUCAUGCGGUUCUGCACUUUGCCGGUUUGAAGGCUGUUGGCGAGUCGGUUGCUGAGCCUAUUCGCUACUAUGACGUUAACCUCAAUGGCACUCUGAAGCUGAUUGAAGCCAUGGCACAGGCCCAGUGCAAAACCCUGGUAUUUUCGAGUUCAGCCACCGUGUACGGUAUGCCAGAGAAGAUGCCCAUCGAAGAAGACACCUCAACAGGUGCAAUCAAUCCCUACGGCCGAUCAAAAUUGAUGGUUGAACAGGCGUUAAUGGAUUUGCACCAGUCAGAUCCAAGCUGGCGUAUCGCGCUUUUACGUUACUUCAAUCCUGUGGGCGCCCAUGCAUCGGGUGAAAUUGGCGAAGAUCCAAAUGAUGUACCCAAUAAUCUGAUGCCAUUUAUCAGUCAGGUCGCGGUUGGGCGCCGCGAUAAGCUCAGUGUGUUUGGGGAUGAUUACGACACGCCGGACGGUACCGGUGUACGUGACUAUAUUCACGUGGUUGACCUCGCUAGAGGUCAUUUGAAAGCGCUACAGUACCUUGCUCAGGGACCGACGCUCGGCGUAUUUAAUCUGGGUACCGGAAACGGAUAUUCCGUGCUGGAGGCAAUAAAAGCCUUUGAAGCCGCCAGCGGUACAUCCAUUGCUUAUGAGGUUGUUGAGCGGCGUGAGGGAGACGCUGCGGUGUCCUACGCAGAUCCUCAAAAGGCGCAGCGAGAACUUGGCUGGCAGGCAGAGUACGAUCUGGCACGCAUGUGUGAAGAUGUCUGGCGCUGGCAAAAAAAGCACCCCAAUGGAUUUAGCGACUAA
This is a messenger RNA of Symbiodinium pilosum, 2712 nucleotides long. NCBI's taxonomy places the organism in Eukaryota, Dinophyceae, Suessiales, Symbiodiniaceae. The record is from the annotation of a GenBank genome assembly.